Molecule: messenger RNA, 377 nt
Organism: Culicoides brevitarsis
Lineage: Eukaryota; Metazoa; Arthropoda; Insecta; Diptera; Ceratopogonidae
Exons: 2
Coding region: 57-293 (78 amino acids)
Source: RefSeq, a predicted model, not a curated record
UCUUGUUUACAUUUUUAUUCGCUCUGCACGCAAAAAAUUCAAAUUUCUUUAAAAAAAUGGAUAACACUCCGAAACAAUCUUUCUUCAAGAGAAAUCUCGUCGCCAUCGUGAUGAUCCCGUUCGUCAUUUGUGCUCACAUCGGUUGGCAACGAAUGCAGUACGUCGAAGAAUUGGUUCCUGCUCACGAACGAAAGAUCGUCAAUGUCGCUGUUGAGGCUCCAAAGAAGGUUAUCGGGAGAGUUUUGCACACAAUAUUUCCGAGCGAUGAGACCGAAAAACCUGAGAAAAAAUAAUUUUAAGAAAUUUCAAACAAAAUUUGAGCUAAAAUCGAUUUUUGAGACAAUUGUAAAUAAAUUGUAGAUUAUUUUAGGAAUUAA